Molecule: messenger RNA, 2022 nt
Organism: Rhinocladiella mackenziei CBS 650.93
Lineage: Eukaryota; Fungi; Ascomycota; Eurotiomycetes; Chaetothyriales; Herpotrichiellaceae
Exons: 1
Coding region: 1-2022 (673 amino acids)
Cellular component (GO): cytoplasm
Molecular function (GO): protein binding; guanyl-nucleotide exchange factor activity
Source: RefSeq, a predicted model, not a curated record
AUGACACUCCUUGACCUCCCCGGAGACGUUCUAUCCAUCAUCCUCUCCUUCCUUCAGCCCAAAGACUACCUUACCUUCUGCCGAGUUUCGAAACCAGUCUACCUAGAAUACCGACAGGAUUCUCUGUAUUGGCGAACCGAGGCCUCCAACACCUUCCGACUCCCCAUCAGUCCGCUACUCGCCGCGGACGGCCCUCGUUGGUACUGGCUCUACAAACGACUGAAGACCCAAACACGACUUUUCACUUGGGGACAGGGAAUGGGAGGAAACCUGGGGCCAGGGAGGUCUCGAUCUGUUCCUCGACGACCUCAGCCGCAUAUUUCCCCAAGAGUGCUCCCUCGCGUACCGGCCCGACUCCCACGUCGUGAAAUUUUUCAACGAUCCUCCUCCCACUGGCCAACAGAUGUCCACGUCCCAGAUGAAGUAGGAGCCAUCGCUGACCUUCAAUGUGGAGGUUGGUCAACCACAAUUUUGUCCUCCGAUGGGAAACUCUACACCGUUGGAUCAAUUGACUCUUUGAAUGGCGUCAUUCGUGGCCAGCCUUCUGAUCAUUUCACCUUGCUCGAAUACCUCACCGAAAGCACGUCUGCUAUUCGGCAGUUCUCGUCUGGGCGGCGGCACAUCUUAGCGCUCACGGACGAUGGAGAAAUCCUUUCGUGGGACAGAAUUAAUGCGAAGGGUUUGAAAGUUUUCUCCAGAAAUGGAAGGACUUUUGGAGGGAGGCCGUCCAGCGUUGCCGCUGGCUGGGGAGAAAGUUCUGCUUACGUUCCAGAGAUAGGGAUUGUCUAUUGGAAUCCCAUUGAAAACUCGCAAAACGAUGAUAUGCUAGAUGGAGUGCACGUCAAGGAAAAGAUCGUCCCGGGCACGGCAAGACGCAAAACAGAAAAUGGCCACGUCAAAGUCCUUAAGCACGUCGUUCUGGAAGGUUUCAUCGUAUGGAUCACGAAUGAGUCCAAAAUAUAUGCCUGCUAUCUCAGUGGCGGGGAUCCCGAGCAACUAGAGCCGGCCAAACCUCCUUUUGAGAUUCCAGGAUUCAGUGCGCCAGAUCGCGAACUGAAAGAUAUUCAAGGCCAGUUUCAAAGGUUUGGAGUCUUCACGGCAGGAGGCGAAGUUCUUUCUGGUGAUAUUGCCUACGUCAGGCGAUGCGCCGAAGCCGCUCAGAACCAAUCCGAGCUUGUCGAGUCCGGGGACUGGUCCACGAUGACUAGUUUAUUAACUUCUCGUCCCCUAGACGUUCCCGCCCUGCAACAUACCAACGUCAUUGCCCUAGCCUAUGGCGACUACCACUACCAUGCGCUUCACGCCGACGGCAAAAUCACCUCGUACGGUAGUGAACCCCAGGGCUGCGGCUCAUUGGGUCUAUGCAGUCCGGAGACAGGAGGACGAUUCCGUGCUGUCCGUCGAACCCGGCCGGGCAUUCGAAGUGAUGCGGAACUACUCCCUAUUGCUAAUCUACGAGGCCGUCAAAUGUGGUUCGAGCCGGAGCGGAAAGAUUGGCUCGCUUGGAUGGAGGGCCAACUUCACGAGCCACAUCUCAUCACGAAUGGACGACCCGGCCACACUGUUUGGGACGAUGAUCCAAUGAAGCAAGCUCUCUUCAGCGAAUGGGUGGAGCAAGAGGGCAAGCAUUGGGAUGAGGGACCUGUUAUCACCUCCGCGACCACCACGCCGUCCAUUGAACUAUCGAAAAAGGGAAACCCUGAAGAUUACGUCAACCUGGGCGCCUACUUCCCCAUCGCCAUUGCUGCGGCAGGCUGGCACUCCGGGGCGCUGGUCCUCGUGGACGAAGACAAAGCGUACGAAGUCCGAAGCAAAUGGGUCAGAAAGAAGGCAGAAGGAGAACCACCCACGAAGGGAGGCUCGCCGUUUGAUUCUCUUGAUCGAGAUGAAGUGUACGUGUGGAGGAAAGAUGGCUUUCCCAAGGUCGAGUUGCCAAAUGGUUUCGAGAUGCCUGGAGAGGGUGAGCCGAGGGCCUGGAGGGACGGUAUGCCGACCAUGGGGGAGCUAGGGUUUGGAGGAUAG